AGUGUCUCGCGCGAGUGUGAGUGCGUGUGUAUUUGUGCAAUGUCAAUGAAUUCCAACAUCAAAUACGCAUAUUAAUAACAAAUCAGAAAUUACUCAAUUCCGACAUUAGUGUCAAACACGUAGCAAUUUCUACCAUUUGUUUACAGCUCGGCAAUACUUUCUUCGUUAUUUUCUAGUGAAUUAGUUUCCAUUGAUUUUUUUAGUCCAUUUCUGUUCACUCAUUAUUCAUUGACUUGAGUUUCAUUCAAGUUUUGUGAUCUUAUGAAAGUGUUUAGGCAAAAUUAAAUUGAAAAGUUGUAAAUUUUCAAAAUUUCAUUAAAGUUUUUAUUCAAAUUAUGUGCUCAAUUCGAUUAGUUUUACAAUAUGACGAGUGUAAAAAAAGCAAUGAGUAAUAAAGCCCAUUCAAAUGACUCGGGGAAGAACAACGCUAAAAAUCAUGGUGAAAUGAAUUGGUAUCUGUUCUUUGGCCUCGUUCUACUUACGAUGGCUACAAGAUUUUAUAAAGUCACUGAACCCGAUCAUGUCUGCUGGGAUGAGACGCAUUUCGGUAAAAUGGGAAGUUGGUACAUAAAUCGGACGUUUUUCUUUGACGUGCAUCCGCCAUUGGGAAAGAUGUUGAUAGCGUUAUCAGGCGUGAUGACUGGUUACAACGGCACAUAUCCAUUUGAAAAACCGGGCGAUAAGUAUAAUGGCACUGCUUACGAAGGGAUGAGACUGUUUUGCACAGCGUUGGGCGCAAUAAUCGUGCCGAUGGUGCAUGUGACCGUGUACGACCUCAUUGAAUCGGAUGUUGGGGCACUUAUUUCAAGCUGCUACGUGCUGUUUGACGUUGGAAUGGUGACUUUAAAUCAAUAUAUUUUAUUGGAUCCGAUUUUGCUGUGCUUUAUGACGGCAUCCGUUAUGGGCAUGGUUAAAGUGUCGAAAGCAACACAUAAUCGUCAAACAUUUACAUUCAAAUGGUGGAGUUGGCUUUUGUUCACCGGCACCAUGAUCGCCUGCACCAUCAGUGUGAAAUUCGUUGGUCUGUUCGUGAUUUUAUUGGUCGGUUUACAUACAAUCAAUGAUUUGUGGAUCGAAUUAGGCGAUUUAACCAAACCAGUUGUUGAAAUAGUGAAACAAUUUGUUGGCCGCGCUGCAACGCUCAUCGUCUGGCCAAUCAUUUUGUACAUGUGCUUUUUCUAUAUCCAUUUGGAGGUGCUAAAUCACAGCGGAAACGGUGACGGCUUUUACAGCUCAGCAUUUCAAUCACAACUAAUUGGAAAUUCCUUGCAUAACGCAACGAUGCCGCGAUCAGUGGCUUACGGUGCCGUUUUAACAUUGAAAAAUUACAAAACGGGCGGUGGAUAUGCUCAUUCACAUCAUCACCUGUACCCGAAGGGCUCGGGUGCCCGGCAACAACAGAUAACGACGUACACGCACAAGGACGAGAACAACAAAUGGCUGAUAAAACCGUAUAACGAAGAGAUUAAACCCAAUGAAAAGGAUGUAGUGCUUGUUAAACACGGCGAUCUAAUUCGAUUGGAGCACAUUCAAACGAAACGGAAUUUGCAUUCGCAUCGUGAACAAGCGCCGCUCACAAGAAAGCACUACCAAGUCACUGGAUACGGCGAGAACGGCAUUGGUGAUGCGAAUGACAUCUGGAAAAUUAUGAUCGUUGGUGGUCGUGAAAACGAACCCGUUUUAACCGUAACCAGCAAACUACUAAUCGUACAUUAUUUACAAAACUGUGCGCUCACAACAAGCGGAAAACAAUUACCAAAAUGGGGCUACGAGCAACAAGAAGUUUCAUGCAAUCCAAAUAUACGCGAUCCGAAUGCAUUUUGGAAUGUCGAGGAUAACACUUUUGAUAAAUUGCCAAACGUGAGUUUUCGAGUGUAUGCGCCAGGAUUCUUUGCCAGAUUUAUGGAAUCGCAUGCAGUCAUGUUUCAAGGUAACGCAGGAUUGAAACCAAAAGAAGGAGAAGUCACAUCGCGCCCGUGGCAAUGGCCUAUUAAUUAUCGGGGUCAAUUCUUUUCUGGCAGUGCUUACCGCAUCUACUUGCUCGGCAAUCCUAUUAUCUGGUGGAGCAAUUUGGUCUUUUUAGCCAUAUUUUUGCUGGUAUUUUUCGUGUCGGCCGUUAAAAAGCAACGUGGCUACGAAAAUAAUUUCGAGAAUAAUGAAUCUACGGGGAAAUCGCUGAAAGCAUCGGUAUGGCUGUUCAUCGGUUGGCUGCUUCAUUACGUACCAUUUUGGGCGAUGGGCCGUGUUCUCUACUUUCAUCACUAUUUUCCAGCCUUAAUAUUCAAUUGCAUGCUAACAGGUCCGAUGGUGUAUUAUUUGAUUCAACGCUUGCCGAAAUGGACGCAACAUGCCGUCAUCGGCACCACAUUGGCAUUAUUGGCCUACAGUUUUGUGCUAUUCUCACCGUUAGCAUAUGGAAUGACCGGACCAACGGCUAAUGAAGCAAAUUCAACAAUGUACAAAUUGAAAUGGUUGAACAGCUGGGAAUUUUAGUGUAAACGCAAAUACACGGACAAAUAUUUGGAAAAAUUAUUAUGCAAAACCAUUUUUUGCUUAUAUAUCAUAGCGUAAAUAUGCCAUAGAACUAACUAAUGACAACGUCAACGACAACACACAACUCUCUCACAUACAGACACAAACUACUAGAAGCGUGUGUGAUUCCCAAUUUUAAAUGUAAAUUGAAAGAAUAAUCGCGUUUGUAAUUAGGUUUUUGUACUUGAAAUGCGAUCGAAAUUUUCAGAUAGAAAUAAAUUAAUGUUGUACAGGGAGCGAAGUAUCUCCCUCUUUCUCUAUAUCGCGCAUUGCCGUUCAAUGUGUAUGGGGCACUUUCGACGCCAAUCGAAACACAAUACUCAUAUUUAUUUAACAUAAUUUAUAAAUAAAUUAUUAGCUAGAUCGAUAAGCAACAAAACACCGACGAACGGCUAAAUGCAUUCACGAACAGCGUCGUGUUUUUCCAUUGGAAUUUUUUUAGUUUUCAUGUGCUCGAAACGUUUUUCCUCUCUAGUUCUAGUUGAAUGUUUUGUAAGCUUUCGCAAAUGCAACCUAGAUUUUGGCGAGAAUGUUAUGUGCAAUGUGCAUGUUCAGGUUUCGAAUAAAUGUCAUUUUAUCUGUUGAGCUCGACAGUGCACCGCAUGGCGCCGAGUUUAACACACACUCAUCCCCCCAUAUACACGUCGCCGACAACCACAUACACAAUAGAAUGCAAUUUGAAUGCUUGUUGAUGACAACAACGAUGGCAACAACAACACAGAAAAUAGAUUCGAAAAUAAAACGUAGCGCUCUUCGUAUUAACAUUUGCUUUAUUCCAUUAUAAUAUUCGAAUUUGGUUCGCUAGCUAGAACAAUACGACCAUUGAUUGCAAAUGAAAAUCCGUUUUUUAUUAUAAAAAUUGUUAUUACAAUGCUUUUGUAUUCAGGCAACGAAACGAAAUAAAUAAAAUGUUGAACAAAACACCAACAAAAUGUAA
Molecule: messenger RNA, 3469 nt
Organism: Sitodiplosis mosellana (orange wheat blossom midge)
Lineage: Eukaryota; Metazoa; Arthropoda; Insecta; Diptera; Cecidomyiidae
Gene: twisted
Product: protein O-mannosyl-transferase 2
Exons: 12
Coding region: 364-2493 (709 amino acids)
Biological process (GO): protein O-linked glycosylation via mannose
Cellular component (GO): endoplasmic reticulum; membrane
Molecular function (GO): dolichyl-phosphate-mannose-protein mannosyltransferase activity
Source: RefSeq, a predicted model, not a curated record